GUUCAAGCUCUGGUAUGGUGGGAACUGGUGGAAAAUGUAUAGACCUUGUUCUGUUUAGAUUGUUUUAUUAUAAAGUGAAUGGGAGAAUGUGGCUUUUUCAUUAAUGAAACUAAAUUUUCUGUCUAGAAAUACACUUACGUGAUGUGGGAAGCCGCUGGAGUCUUAUUAAUUGCUGCAUUUUUUAAUCUGUCUUCCUCUGUCUUACUCAUCCUGUGUGGAGCAAAAACCAGCUACAUUAUUGUUUCAUACUAGUAUUGCCUCCAGACAUCUUUCCUUGUUUGAUUUAUCUCACUGGUAUUGAUUCACAACAUAGCCUCAUGUGUUAAAAUAUGAGAAUAUAUCCAUGGAUUGGGAUGUUUUCAGAUGGUAGAAGGGGUUGCAUACCCCCUCAGAGCCACCUAUUUAUACUGGUUUUUACACACUUAGUUAAUUUCUAUGCCUUUUUUUUUUUUUCUUUGACUAAAAUAUUACUAGGUUUCUAAUUUAAAAUGCAUAUUACAUAGCAUAGGCAACCUGUUUGGUGGCAUUCAGUGAGUCCUGGCUUGAACAUUCUCUCUUUUACAAGUAAAAUGUAGUGCAUUACUUUAAAAAUUACCAUGGCUUAAAAACCUUCUACUGAGCUGGAACUCACUUUACUUUCUUCUCUGUCUUCUCAUCCUCAAUACUAAUGAAGAGUCUACAGAGCAUAUGCUGUUCUCCUUUGCUCAGGGUCAUUCUGCUGCCUUGACUGGGGCACUGUAGCUAUAGCUGACUAUUUUUAAACAUUUUUAAAUUUCAGGAAAAAGAUCUGAGCUCACCAACUCAUAGUUGUAUUGUCUCUGUGAAGCACUGUCAAUUUCCAAAUGUGCAUAGGGCUCUUUCUCAGGGUAAAGUAGUGCUUAAGAAAAGGUUCAAAAGCAAACAAAUCAGGUUUUUCAAGCUGAGAUGUCUUGAAGAAAAAUGGAACUAAAAUGUUAAAAAUAAUUGUGGAGAUUAAACAGCGCUGUGCUUGUAUAUUGCCUGAUAAUUGGCAUCUAAAAUUCACACAUACAGAGCAACAAAGUCGUUCAAUCAGUUUGCAGCUCUUAGCAGCUUGUUUUGUGUAUGGCAUGUGGGCCUAGUGGAAGGAAUUUUUUUGCCCUAUUCAAAACAGUUAAUCAUGUAUUGCUUUCUAAGUUCCUUUUCUGUAGAGAACACUAACAUAUCCUCUGCUGCAGGAUCCAUUUAUCCUGCUUCCAUUGUCAUACUGACAAUGUAGUGAGAUCAUAGUGCUAUAAUGUGCUAGGGGAACGUAACUCUUUCAUGACUGCUCCUGAUCUAUUCUUCCAUGUAGGUCGUAGCACGUAUACUUCAUUUGAGAAACUAAUAUCUUUGGAAAUUAGGACUGGCAUGUGCAGUAUGCCUUACAAUCUCACUUAGCAGCACUGAAGUUUAUGAUAGUGUGGCAUUGUACUUUAAAUUUGCUGUUAAUUUUUACAGGUGAACUCAGACCUGAUAACUUGAAUAACACUGCUACCUUUGUGCCGUUCAGUAUAUAUGAAAAAAAAAAAUUUUAGCCACAAAAUUAAAAUUUGUUAGGGAACUGAUCACUUUUAAAUGGACGUUCAAUAAUUUCCUAAACCUGGUAAAAUACAAGAAAGACUAAAACCUGAAGGGGUUAUAUUAAUGUAAAUUGUGGUGGGGUUUAUGCGAAAAAUGGUACAAAUUAGGUUUUGAAUGUGUAUAAAACUAAGAUUUUUUUUUAAUUGUGCCAAGUUUCAAAUCAAUGGGGGAGGGGGAAAAAGAGGUGGCUUCAGGAUCAAGGAUUUAAUCAGCUUACACUUACGUAAUGCAUUAGGCUUAUUCAUUGUUACUGGCAUGCUGAAUGUUAGACUAGCCCUAAAGUCAAUACAAACCAAUGGAACACUGAAGACUGCUCAAAUCUUACCAAAUACUCUGCAUUCAGGUUGGAAAUCCACGGGUUGAGCUCACUCUUUCUGAACUUCAAGAUAUGGCUGCCCGACAGCAGCAGCAGAUUGAAAAUCAACAGCAAAUGUUGGUUGCUAAGGAACAACGUUUGCGUUAUCUGAAGCAGCAAGAACGUCGUCAGCAGCAGUCUGUUUCUGAGAGUGAAAAGCUUCAAAAACUUAAAGAACGUGUUGAAACCCAAGAGACAAAGCUGAAAAAAAUCCGUGCCAUGAGGGGGCAAGUGGAUUACAGCAAGAUCAUGAAUGGCAACCUGUCAACAGAAAUUGAGCAUAUAAGUGCCAUGUUCCAGGAAAAGCAGCAGGAGCUACAGGCUGCAGUGUUAAAGGUGGAUCAGCUUACUCAGCAACUGGAGGAUUUAAGGAAAGGGAAACUGAAUGGGUUUCAGUCCUACAAUGGACAAAUGACAGGACCUGCAGCAGUAGAACUAAAAAAGUUGUAUCAAGAGCUACAGAUUCGUAACAGGCUUAACCAGGAGCAGAACUCCAAGCUUCAGCAGCAGAAAGAACUCUUAAACAAACGCAAUAUGGAGGUGGCUAUGAUGGACAAGCGAAUCAAUGAGCUGCGUGAACGACUAUACAAGAAAAAAGUUGAGGCACGUCAAAAAGAAAACAUCCCUUUGAAUCGUAUUAAUGGAACUUCAUCACCCCAGUCAUCCUUGAGUGCUUCAGGAAGGGUGGCGGCAGUAGGACCUUACAUCCAAGUUCCAAGUGCUGGCACUUAUGCUGUACCAGUAGAUCCAGUUAAACCACAGUCUCUCACCAUUGCUUCUAGCUCAACACAUGGAAGAUCAAAAUCUGAGACAGACUGUGGGUGUGUGAAAAAAUCUCCAGACACCUGGAAGGUUUCUGAUUUAGACAUAAUAGUGGAUCCUAUUCUGUCACCUCCCACUUCUCUUCAGUCUGCUGUUCACAAUGUCAUCCGCCUGGCACCUACUCUCUUUGACACCCAGCACUCUAAUGAUGGCAACUGGCCAAUACUUAAACAGAGCUCAACGCCUGUGGUCAAACCCCCUCAGAUCUCCAACACAGACUGGAAAGAAUCAAGCAUGGAUACUGCUUUAAAACAAGGAACUAUAUCCAGCCAGCCUUUGCCAACUUCAGUAUUAGGAAGUACUGAUAAGCUGGGUCUUGACCUGGGGAAGGUGCCACCGACAGUUCCUGGCGUAAGCAAGCAGUUGCCUCAAAACUAUGGGACCUAUCCAAGUCCAGUUCCCUUAGGAACAGGUUCUACAAAUUCUCUAGAAAGAAGGAAGGAUGGCAGCCUGCCCAGACCUGGCACUAGUAUAACAAAUCGGCAAAGACCUGUUCCGCUUCCGCCACCAAGCAAUGCACAUCAGCCCAGCUCUUCACAGCAGAUUCAACAGAGAAUUUCUGUACCUCCCAGCCCUACGUAUCAACCUUCCGGUCCCCCCUUGUUUCCAGGAGGAGAUGGCAGGCCAGAACUCCCUUUAACUGUGGCAAUCAGACCUUUUCUAGCUGAUAAAGGAUCAAGACCUCAGUCUCCUCGAAAAGGGCCACAGACAGUGAACUCCAGUUCCAUCUACUCAAUGUAUCUCCAGCAAGCAACACCACCAAAGAAUUAUCAACAAGCUGUAUACAAUACUUUAAACAAGUCAGUAAAAGCAGUCUACGGAAAACCUGUAUUACAAUCUGGUUCAACUUCUCCCUCACCCUUGCCAUUCCUUCAUGGUUCUUUGCCUGCGCAGACUUCCUCACAGCCACAGUCACAGCCUCAGACUGAGGUAUCUGAAAAAGAUCAAGAGCUGGAAAAUGCUCCGCCAUCCAGUGAAAACAGCAAUGUGGAAAACAUUCCUCGUCCUCUCAGUCCUACUAAGCUGACACCUAUUGUGCACUCACCCCUACGCUAUCAAAGCGAUGCUGACCUUGAAGCUCUAAGAAGAAAAUUGGCCAAUGCCCCUAGGCCAUUAAAGAAGCGUAGUUCUAUCACUGAACCAGAAGGCCCAAGUGGACCAAAUAUACAAAAAUUGUUGUAUCAGCGCUUUAAUACUCUGGCUGGAGGAAUAGAAAGUGCUCCUUUUUAUCAGCCAAGCAAUCCACAGGACUUCAUAGGCAUCUUAGCUGAUGUUGAUAAUGGUAACACUAGUACCAAUGGCAAUAUUGAAGAACCGAUUUCCAUACAGCCUACAGUUCCCCUCCCUGAUGAGCCACCCCCUUCGUCAGAUGCCAACGAUAAUGAAUUACCUUCCCCUGCUACCGAGGAACUGAUAAGCACUGAAACCACAAAUCAAACCUCUGAGACAACUGAAGAUAACAACAAUAAUCCUGCUAUAGUUCCUUCUACUGAAGAGUCAUCCAGUCCCACACCUGAGGUCAGUUCACCAGUAGAAGAUGAAGCUCCUUUGCCACCUGCUGUUCCUCCUCCACUUCCUCCAACAAAACGUACCAACUUGAAGAAACCUAACUCUGAAAGAACAGGCCACGGUUUGAGAGUGAAGUUCAAUCCGUUGGCCCUUCUCCUAGAUGCUUCUUUGGAGGGAGAAUUUGAUCUUGUACAACGAAUCAUAUAUGAGGUUGAUGAUCCCAGUAAACCAAAUGAUGAAGGAAUUACACCUUUGCAUAACGCAGUGUGUGCUGGUCAUCACCACAUUGUGAAGUUCCUGCUUGAUUUUGGUGUAAAUGUAAAUGCAGCAGAUAGUGACGGGUGGACACCCUUGCAUUGUGCUGCUUCUUGCAAUAGUGUUCAUCUCUGUAAACUGCUGGUUGAAUCUGGGGCAGCUAUUUUCGCUUCAACUAUAAGUGAUAUAGAAACUGCUGCAGACAAGUGUGAAGAGAUGGAAGAAGGCUAUAUUCAGUGUUCCCAGUUCUUGUAUGGAGUGCAGGAGAAGUUGGGAGUGAUGAAUAAAGGAGUGGUGUACGCUCUGUGGGAUUACGAAGCCCAGAAUAAUGAUGAGUUGUCAUUUCACGAGGGUGAUGCCAUUACUAUUCUAAGACGUAAGGACGACAAUGAAACAGAGUGGUGGUGGGCCCGCCUCAAUGACAAAGAAGGCUAUGUGCCUAAAAACCUUCUUGGGUUAUAUCCACGAAUAAAACCUAGACAGCGAACCCUUGCUUGAAAUCGGUUGUACAACAGUGCAAUACCGUGCUGGUAACUGGAAACUUAAAACAUACACUGGAGCCAUCAUUUUUGAUCAUUUCACACAGAGAAAUAAAACUAUGACAUUUAGUUUUAAUGGUGCUUUCUCUUGUUAAAUGGACAGCAUCCACGAUUUUCAAGAUCUGCAGUUUGUAAAUGAGGAUCGUUUUUAUGUGACCCACCACUGAUGAGGACAGUGAUACCUCCACUACCUACAGUGUUGCGCCAACUAUCAUCUAAAGCAGUGUUUUAAGUUAAAGUUCCAUGGUAGGAGCUUUCUUGUGUUCAAUGUUCAGAGGUGUCAUUUGCGGAGUGCAGAUACGCUGUCCAGUUUGCUCCAACCCCACAGUAACUGUCCCACGUCAGGACUUUGGACAUUUUGUUUGAUACCAGUGAAUGUUGAGUUCUUAUUACUGAUCAACUUUUUGGGUUCUAGGACACAAGAUCUUCACCUAUUACAUGUGUAACUUAAGUAGUCACCAAAGCUUGAUGAAGGCUAGGAUUUUAAGUGUUUACAUGCUCUACACUUCAAUCCUGGUCUAGACAACCCUGACAAAAGCUUUUACAUAAUCUGGCAUCUAGUAUUUGCAUUUAGAAUCAAGCUAGUAUUUGUACACAUCUCAAAAUCCCUACACAGUAUUUCACUUGGUGUUUUCUUUUCUGAUUAUUCAGCCUACAGCACCAGUGUUACCUCUGCUAAUGUAAAGGAUCCCCUACUAACCACCCGAGCUUGUCCGUCCUGGACACAACAGUUAGUACCGAACUUGCAGCAGCUUAAGGGAUUUGUAUGUCUGCAUGGAUGAAAGUGCAAUAGUUGAAAAGGGUAAGAGUCCGGGUAAGGGUUAUACUGUGUCAUUUGAAGUCUGCCUGAGUCAGUCUAGAAGAAAAUAUGAAGGAUGGGAUAGAAGUAGAAAGAGGGUAGUGUAGAUGUUAAGUCAAGGAGAAGAAAGAAACAAAGUUUAGGGAAGGAUUUAAGAAAGGCAAUAGCUUACUUGAGGACAGUUUCUGUGGUUCUUGGCAGCCUAAAUCUGUUGCCAAGGCAAGUUAUGCAAUAACCUAUUCCACUACGUUGUAGUUUCACGCAACAAAAAAGGAAAAAAAAGGCAAAAAAAAAAAAGGCACUUCACUGGAAUUUUAAUUGUACAUGAUUUUAUAUACCAAAACUAUAUUUUGAAUUUCCCAUUAUAAGUUUUAGCCAUAUUUCUUGUAAUUUUCUCCCAUUUAACAGUAUGCAAUUUGAUUAAUUCUUCAUGUACAAGUUCUGUGUAUAAUUUAUAUAUCCAUUUCUGCAGUGCUGUAACUUGCUUUUACCACAGGUUAGCAUUAACUGUAUAUAUUGUGGUGAAAAGUGAAAGGGUAUUAUUGUUGAAGAAUUUGCUACAUGAAUGUGAUGAUUUCAAGAGCCUAUGAUACACUAAUUCAGAGAACAUGUAAAUGUGCACAAUAAAGUACUGCUAAGGCA
Messenger RNA from Falco peregrinus (peregrine falcon), 6502 nucleotides. It is a transcript of the gene PPP1R13B, whose product is annotated as protein phosphatase 1 regulatory subunit 13B. Gene Ontology annotation, biological process: apoptotic process; regulation of apoptotic process; negative regulation of cell cycle. Gene Ontology annotation, cellular component: nucleus. The coding region runs from base 1970 to 5020 and encodes 1016 amino acids. The record is from RefSeq and is a predicted model, not a curated record. Gene Ontology annotation, molecular function: transcription factor binding; p53 binding. The transcript has 15 exons. Lineage: Eukaryota; Metazoa; Chordata; Aves; Falconiformes; Falconidae.